GGUGUGAAAAUCUUCAUUUUCUUCAUAUCUUUCUUUUCGUUUCGUCUUUCUCUGCGUUUCAAGGGUUGAUAGAGUAGGUUAUAGUACGUGGUUGCCAGCGCUGCAAAAGCAGGUGUGAUCCGCAGGGGUGUUAUAAACUUAUAAUCCCAUCAACAUAAAAUGAAGAAAGUUUCUGCAAUGCGCCCAAGCAUAGGAGACACAGUGUCUGGGUCAAGACAGAGAUUACGUAUGAUGAGGCGAAUUUCAACAUGGACUAUUGUCUUGGUUUCUUUGGCGGGCAUUUUUCUGCUUGGUGUCUAUAUUCACCCACCAAGAAACUCAAUUGCAUGCUCUGUCUUUUCUUCUGGUGGUUGUGCUGUGCUGGAACAGCAUCCUUCACAGGAAUUAAUUCAUGAUCAGAUUGCGGCUCAAGUUGUAUUAAAAGAAAUUUUGAAGAUACCACCUAUUCAAUCAAAAAACCCAAAAAUUGCUUUCAUGUUUCUGGCUUCAGGUUCAUUACCUUUCGAGGAGAUCUGGGAUAACUUUUUCCGUGGUCAUGAGGGCAGAUUCUCUGUUUAUGUACAUUCAUCUAAUGAAAAACCAGUGCAUGUUAGCCCCUAUUUCGAGGGCCGGGACAUUCGGAGUGAGAAGGUGGUCUGGGGAAAAAUCUCCAUGGUUGAUGCAGAGAAGAGGCUUUUGGCAAAUGCACUCCUAGACCCUGAUAACCAGCAGUUUGUACUACUGUCUGAAAGUUGUAUACCCCUGCAUGGCUUCCAAUAUGUGUAUCACUAUCUGAUAUAUACAAAUGUCAGCUUUAUUGACUGCAUCUUGGAUCCUGGCCCAAACGGAGUAGGCAGGUAUUCAGAGCGUAUGUUUCCUGAGGUUAAAAUAGAUGAUUUCCGGAAGGCUUCACAGUGGUUCUCCCUGAAGCGGCAGCAUGCUGUAAUGGUUAUAUCUGACAGUUUUUACUACAGGAAAUUCAGCCUUUACUGCAGGCCAAAUAUGGAUGGGCAGUACUGUUUUUCAGACGAGCAUUACUUUGCAACUCUAUUUCAUAUGACUGAUCCUGCUGGCAUUUCAAAUUGGUCUGUAACACAUGUUGAUUGGUCCGAAGAGAACUGGCACCCCAAAACAUAUAUGGCUCCAGACGUUACUUACGAGCUUCUGAAGAACAUUGCAUCUUUGGAUGAGAGCAUAAAGUUUACGUCCGAGGAAAAGAAAAGAGCAAUGGUCACCCCUUGCUUAUGGAAUGGGAAGAAGCGGCCUUGUUUUUUAUUUGCCAGAAAAUUCCAUCCUGAAACUUUGGGUAAAUUGAUGUACAUUUUCUCCAACCCGACAAGUUCGACACCUUAACUUUCCUCCAUCAGUGUCAUUAUUUGGUCGGGUCGGCAUCAUUUGAUUCCAGCCCUCACCUCUGUUAUCACAUAAAAAUGUUUGGAUAAACAUUGUGAGGUGAUCAACCUUCCAGAUAUUUCGAUCAGAUUCUUCACAGG
Molecule: messenger RNA, 1472 nt
Organism: Juglans regia (Persian walnut)
Lineage: Eukaryota; Viridiplantae; Streptophyta; Magnoliopsida; Fagales; Juglandaceae
Product: glycosyltransferase BC10-like
Exons: 11
Coding region: 160-1332 (390 amino acids)
Cellular component (GO): membrane
Molecular function (GO): glycosyltransferase activity
Source: RefSeq, a predicted model, not a curated record